Molecule: messenger RNA, 5026 nt
Organism: Anthonomus grandis grandis
Lineage: Eukaryota; Metazoa; Arthropoda; Insecta; Coleoptera; Curculionidae
Gene: rictor
Product: rapamycin-insensitive companion of mTOR
Exons: 25
Coding region: 285-4718 (1477 amino acids)
Biological process (GO): TORC2 signaling; positive regulation of phosphatidylinositol 3-kinase/protein kinase B signal transduction
Cellular component (GO): TORC2 complex
Molecular function (GO): protein serine/threonine kinase activator activity
Source: RefSeq, a predicted model, not a curated record
UCCAAAACCUCAAUUUCAAAGUAAUAAUAACUUCCGAGACUGAAAAGUGGAAAUCUGUUGAUUUUUUUAACUUAAAGAGUCAUUUAAAUCUAUGUUUACCCCGUUUUUUUUAGAAAACUUUAUAUAAGUACACAGAAACACAUUUUUAAAAGUCUUGUUUACGAUGGCCAACGGGCAUCCCAACAAAUCCGGCCCGAAUAAGGUGCCCGGAAUAGGGAACUGUUUUGAUAUUAUGCCAUUGAACUUAAAAUAGGGUGUAAAGUAGGGCUCCUUAGAACUACGAAAUGGCCCUGUCCAGUUGGAUCUUGAGGUCGCAGAUGGGACAUCAGAGUCGCAGAUUCAAUUUUAGAUCAGGAAACAGAAAUAAAGAUCAGGAGGAAGAUUUGUUUAGUUCCUGUAAAAAACAAGAACCACAUGAGUGCUUUAAGAAUAUAUUAAGCAAGUUUUGUGAGAUUGAAUCUGAAGAGAAGGACCUUUUAAACUAUCUGAACACUUUUGUGAAGCUAUUAGAUUACUACAAAGAAAACUUUGAUGAAGUUAAUUUUAGUAGAAGAGAAAUUCUUUUGUGCUUACGCCUACCAUUAAUGAAUGAAUCAAGUAUUGUGAGAUCUGCAGGCUUAAGAUGUAUAAGGCAUACAAUACAGAACUCAGUUGAUGUAUCGAAUAUUAAUCAUCAUUUAAUUCCAUUUUUCGUUAUGAGGUCGCUAGACCUAAAAAAUGAUGUUGAAAGGGUUGAAGCAAUGAAAUUGAUUAGAAAAAUGAUACACAUUGCUCCAAAAAAGUGUGAUAUCUCCUUAGCUAGAAGUUUGGUUUCAAUUGCGAAUGGAGCACCUGAAGGAAAAGAUAGACUCCUCCGGAUAUGUUUAGCUACCCUAUCUGAAUUGGGACUUUUCAACCCAACUCUUUUAAUUGAGUCAGGCGGAGUUAAUGCCAUAACUAGAAAUUUAAUAGACUGUCAAAUUCCCUUAAUCGCAGAAUCCCUGUGCGGGGUAUUGCUCCUGCUGUUAGACCGUCCAGAAACCAGAAACAUUGCUAAGAUUGACUUACACUGUGUUGCAGCCCCAUUUAGUGAGUUUAAUUACAAACAUGGCUGGAAAGAUAAAACUAGGGAUGAAAGGAAACUACGCCUUAAUUGUAGCCGUCUUAUAUUACUUACAGUAUUAAAGAGCUGGCCGGGAUUGUUACAUUUUUGCAGUCCAAAAGAUACCGAGGGUUUUAGAUCUAUUGUUGAUGUGCUUUAUUUGCAACAAAGAGAAGUCAGGAAAGCAGUUCUUGAUCUGCUGUAUGACUUACUGGGUCUUCAGCAACCAGAAUGGACUGAAGAAUUGUCAGUUGCCUUAAGUGCAAUUGAUCCUUGUGAACUCCAAUCGUCGUGGAGACUAAAGGAGGGUUUUGUGGCUGCUGAAGGAAAAUCUAUUUUGCCCCAUCUGGCUAAAACAACUCCUUCACCUACCGAAAUGCAUUUAGCCCUUUUGCUGAUGUGCUUUUUGGAAUGUGGAAUUUUGCCAGCCCUUACGGAGGUUAUAACUAGUAGUGAUACUUUUAUUAGUGUCAGAGCGACUGUUUUAUUAAGUGAGUUAUUAAGACUUAUUCAGCUCUAUCUGCCUCCUGGAUGUUGCAAUGUUUCGCCAUCCCUUCCAAAAUUAAUAGAGUAUGCUACUAAAAGCAAACCGCAAGCGAUGGGUGCUAUUACGGCUCUACAACAGUUACAUAAACUAAUGCGAAAGCGUCCAGCCUCUUACAGUUUGCAUCUGGACUAUGUUAUCAGGAACAACUCUACUAGUAAAAACAAAAUGAGACAAGAGAGACACACUAGAAAUAAGAGGCUUAAAUCAAAGCUUAAUCAAGUUAAAGCAGCCUUAAAAGACGGCGAUGAUAUAGUAAAAGAAACAGGCGUGCUGUCUAGCAAAGAAGCCAAAAUGUGGAAUUGGGGUGUUAUAAAAAUGAUUCUUAAGGGUGAUAGAGGACAAAAACUAGAUUUAAGCGACUCAACGCAUAAAAUAUUCCUAAAAAGGUUGUUGGAUUUUUUCACUCCAUCUCAAAACAAGUACUCUCACAUGGAUUUGGGCAUCACGCCGAGUGAUUCUCUUGAAUUAACCACCAGCGGUAUAGAAUUUAUUAAAUAUUUAGGAGAAGUUAAAGAUCCGGAAUGCCAAUUAAUGGUUCUUCAUCUAUUCGAAGACAUUCAUGCCCAAAUAAAAUCCAUAUCAACGAGCCGUAGCGUUCAUGAUUGUUUGUUUAGUCCGGCACAUAUGGCCAACACACAUUGCCAGAGCUAUUUUUUGUUUAUUGGUCAGUUUGCCAGGACAGAGGCUGGGAGAAAUAUCUUAAACAGUAUCAAAAUGUUUAGUCUGCUUCAAGAACUAGCAACAACAACUUCUCACGAUUCCUACACCAAACUCAUAAUAUCCUCGUUAGACUACAGUACUCAUGGUCCAGCCAGGGAACUUUUAGCUGCAGUUUUAACCUGCGGAGUGGAAAGCUCCAGAAUGUACGCGACACAAUUUAUGUUGGUGUUGCUCAGAUCAGGUUGCCCUGGAUUUUCUUCAUGGGCCGUUGGAUUACUUUGUCUACAACUAGAGGAUCAGUCCAGAAAAGUAUGUCUGUCGGCCUUAUCGACCCUUCAAGAAGCGUGUGAGCUGCCGGAUUGUCUGGAAACUCUAACCGACUUGGCUCCGAACAUGGAAAAAUUAGGCGAAAAGGGUGAAAUACUUGCCAUUAGAGUCCUCUCUUCAGAAAAAGGUUAUAAUAAAUAUGGAGAAGAGAUGAUCCUAAACGUUGUUACGAGGUGGGUCACGCAUAUGAACUACAGAUAUGUCAAAAUCGUAGAAGGUGAUUUAUAUGACUCGUUAACACUCCAUCAAAGAAAUGAAGAUGGACUGUACGAUAGAAGAGUAUCAAAUCUAACGGGAGUAAAAAACAAUUAUAGAAAAGAUGUCAUUCUACAGCCGCACCUUUAUGGGCAACUGAAUCAGCAUGCUGAAGGAUUUCAGUUGCUUACUAGAAAUGGAUUUGUAACUUCAAUGGUUGAACUUAUACAAAAAGCUCCUUGCAGUACGGACGAGCAGAUUCUCAAACUUAAGGCUGCGUUAUGGGCAGUAGGACAUCUUAGCACGUCCAACAUUGGGUUUACAUACUUGAAUGCGUUGGAAUUUGUGAAAAGUAUGAUCCAAAUUGCUACGAAAUGUCCGGUUUAUGGCGUGCGGAGUACAGCCUUUUAUGCCUUGGGAUUGGUGGCUACUACUUCUCUUGGGGCUGACGAGCUUUGUCUGAAUGGGUGGCUCGCUACAAGACAUAACAGGCAUGAAAACUGGCCAGUUAUCCAAGAGGAGUUAAUGGAUAGCCUUUGUAUUUCAUAUUUUACCACGUCGGUGUGGGAGGAUGCUCCUGACACUUCGAAGGAAGAAGAUGAGGUUACUCUGAGCGAAGAGGAUGAAAGACUGACGGAAUAUCCCGCAUCACCAGCCUUCAGUCCUGACAUAAGAAAGGUUAAGCAAUGGACUCUGCCGGUCACCCGUACUCCGCCAGAUUUUUCUCACCACAGGUCAUUAUCGGAAUCAAAAACCUUCGACAGUGCGACAAGCAACGGCUUCGGAGAGGUCGGUCCUUAUGCACUAGCGAUCGGCCGUCAGAGAAAUAGUUCGAUGACUGAAAGUACCACUUCCGGUGUUAGUUCCUGCGAUUCUUUGCCAAAUAGACAAGGAGGCCCCGCCUACCUUCGAACUUUAAGUCCCAUUCCGAGUUCUACCAGUUUAAGCAUAUUGAAGAUGCCGCCACCCCCACCUGAACGAAGAGCUCACAGAAUCUCCUCUAACAGUGCAGGUUCUGACGCCUCAACUUCUUCACUGUCAGCGGCAGGUAACGAGCUUAGUCUUCAAAAUAUGUUGGGAUACCAAACAAUUAGAUACAUUAGGCGAAGGGAUUCUCUCAACUUCCAUCGUACCGAACGGGAUGAUUACCUUUUUCGACCGCCUCCACAAACAAGUAGAAAGUCAUUGGGGUCUGAAACCAUACAUGCCGAACCCACUGCAACAAUCCAUUAUGCUUCUUUAUUCGCUCAGAAUUUCGAUCCUAUUUAUGAGCCUUUGCUGAAUUAUAAGCCGAAGGAUACUAUCUAUAGAGGAAUAUGCUUACCCAGGAUCGUUACUGACUUAUUUCCCACUGAGCCUAUGUCAUAUCCAAGAGAAGUCCUAGUUCCGGAAGAUGCACUACCUAAAGUGGAGCUUAAUUUACUGAACGUGGUUACGGAAAAAGCCAAAUCACAGAUUUGGGCUCACAGCAAAGAUCGUUGUGUAUUGUGUAGCCAAAAUUUGACGCCUUUACUUCAACAUUUUGAGAAUGAUCCUCUUAAAACAGAAGUUCUUCGAAUCACUGAACGGUUAGCAAAUCCGGUUUUAACUAAACCAUUUAUAAACCAACUUCUCAGGCUGAAGCAAAAGGAUCCGAUAAUCUUUAACGAUGUUUGUCUCUACUCGGAGGUGUGCAAAAUAUUCUCAGAGUGCAGUUAUUCUUUAGCAGUUCGUAGGAUCAUACAUGAACUGUUUCUGGAUGUCGGUUAUGAAAAAUGCUUCGAAAUUCCAAGGAAAAUACUCCUAUUGGAUAACAAACCUAAGGCAUCUGGUAGGAAAAGUACUGGAGAUAUAGUUACUUUGGACUCGUUAAAGCUGAUUAGUGCGGAAAACAAGUUUCCUAUAAGAACUAGAAAAAAUACGAAUUGAUUAUAGUGUGUAUAGUAUGUAUUCUGAGUGAAUACUUAAUUAUGUUAAUUAAGUUUCCAACGUUUGGGUGAGUUUUUUUAUUUGAUUGCAUGAUGGUAUUUUACAAUUUCAUUAGGAUUAUCUUUAUGUUUAAAUUAUUAUUAUAUGAUAGUAACUUAUUUCUGCAGCAGGCACUAAUUAACAAUAGUUAAUUUAUUAUUAUUUUGUAAAUUGUUUUUUUUUUCUUAAAAAGUUAAAAAGAUGCAUAUGUAUAGAAUGAAAAAUCUACAAUGUUAUAAGAAAAAUACAUAAACAAUUUUCCAUAUUAA